Nothobranchius furzeri (turquoise killifish) is the source of this 2563-nucleotide messenger RNA. RefSeq names its product K(lysine) acetyltransferase 7b (gene kat7b). The record is from RefSeq and is a predicted model, not a curated record. Gene Ontology annotation, biological process: negative regulation of DNA-templated transcription; positive regulation of transcription by RNA polymerase II. Gene Ontology annotation, cellular component: nucleus; chromatin. Lineage: Eukaryota; Metazoa; Chordata; Actinopteri; Cyprinodontiformes; Nothobranchiidae. Gene Ontology annotation, molecular function: histone acetyltransferase activity; zinc ion binding; transcription coregulator activity.
CGGAAAUGUAGUUCUCUCCUCUGUCAGGGUGAGGAAUGUGGCGCGAUACACCCUGGCAACGCUGUGUGAAUACAAACAAAUUCAAGAAAAAAAUCAAUAAGUAGCUGCUUUUUUCUUUUCUUAUAACUACAAUUCAUAGGAGUUUUCUGUUUUUGAACUUCACCACGUGAGAAAAAAGCAGUUUUCUGGGAGAACAUGCCUCGUAGACGACAGAGACCUAUGGCAGGAAGUGGGUCCGAUGCAACGGAGGACUCUGAGGAUUCUUCUGCUGAAAGAGAUCAGGCCAACAGCUCAGAAAGUGAUGGAAACAUGCCGAAGAGACAGCGGCUCACCAGAGCUUCCACCCGCCUUAGCCAGAGCUCUCAGGAUACACCAGACUUGAAGCGAGCUGCAGACCACGAUGAGUCUCCACCACUCACACCCACAGGAAAUGCUCCCUCGUCUGAAUCGGAGCUGGACAUCUCCAGUCCCAAUGCUUCUCAUGAUGAGAGCCAGUCCAAAGACCAGAAUAACAGAGACUCUGAUAAAGACCUCUCUCAUCGACCAAAACGCCGCCGCUGCCAUGAAACGUACAACUUCAACAUGAAGUGCCCGACCCCUGGGUGUAACUCUUUAGGCCACCUCACAGGAAAGCAUGAGCGCCAUUUUGCCAUAUCAGGGUGUCCUCUGUACCACAAUCUGUCUGCUGACGAGUGUAAGGUUAAAGCCGUCAGCCGCGAGAAGCAAGAGGAAGAGGGGAAGGUGCAGGAAGACAACAGUGCUAGACACGCUACUCGUCACCAGACACCCACGCCGAAGCAGAGCAGAUACAAGGAGCAGGUGACGGAGAUCAGGAAGGGGCGAAACUCUGGUCUGCAGAAAGAGCAGAAAGAGAAGCACAUGGAGCAUCGGCAGACGUACGGCAACACCAGAGAGCCCCUCCUCGAGAACAUCACCAGCGAAUAUGACCUGGAGCUGUUCAGAAAAGCCCAGGCCCGUGCAUCUGAAGAUCUGGAGAAGCUGCGUAUCCAGGGUCAGAUCACAGAGGGCAGCAACAUGAUCAAAACCAUCGUGUUUGGCCGCUAUGAGCUGGACACCUGGUACCACUCGCCCUAUCCUGAGGAGUACGCUCGUCUCGGUCGAUUGUACGUCUGCGAGUUCUGCCUGAAGUACAUGAAGAGCCAAACCAUCCUCAGGAGACACAUGGCUAAGUGUGUGUGGAAGCAUCCUCCAGGAGACGAAGUGUACAGGAAGGGUUCCAUUUCUGUGUUUGAAGUCGAUGGCAAGAAAAAUAAGAUUUAUUGCCAGAACCUGUGUUUACUUGCCAAACUCUUCCUGGACCACAAAACCCUUUACUACGACGUGGAGCCGUUUCUCUUCUAUGUCAUGACCGAGGCCGACAACACCGGCUGUCACUUAGUGGGAUAUUUCUCGAAGGAGAAGAAUUCGUUCCUAAACUACAACGUUUCCUGUAUCCUGACGAUGCCGCAGUACAUGAGACAGGGAUUUGGCAAGAUGCUCAUUGACUUCAGUUAUCUGCUGUCCAAGGUGGAAGAGAAAGUGGGCUCGCCAGAGAGGCCUUUGUCUGACUUGGGCCUCAUCAGCUAUCGUAGCUACUGGAAGGAAGUGUUGCUCAGAUACAUGUACAACUUUCAGGGCAAGGAGAUCUCCAUCAAAGAGAUCAGUCAGGAAACAGCAGUGAAUCCUGUGGACAUCGUGAGCACGCUGCAGUCUCUGCAGAUGCUGAAGUACUGGAAGGGAAAGCACUUAGUCCUGAAGCGACAGGACUUGAUCGACGAGUGGAAAGCAAAGGAAAUCAAACGAGGCAACAGCAACAAAACCAUCGACCCCAGCUCGUUAAAGUGGACCCCCCCCAAAGGGACAUGAGCACAAGACCCUCAGGCUACUUUGAACCGCGUCACCUCCAGCCUCACGUGCCACAAGUAGCCUAGACCCUUCAAUAACCAUCAGUGUUCUGCUUGUUUUGCUUUUUUAUCCUGUUCAUUUCUACGCAUUUCGCUCAUGAUUUAAUUAUUCUAAUUUGACUUUCCUUCAUGCUGUCCAGCAUCGUUCGUUCCCGGUAAAGCUCAAUAACUGAAGGUGGAGACGGUCCCGAUUCGGUGGAUGACAUGAAUGUUCUGCUUUGAGUUUAUUGCAUUAUGUUCUAGCGGCGUUCCCGCGUGGUUCAUAUUUCUAAGAAGUAAUGUGCAUCCUUACGUCUGUGGUCAUUCCUGUCUGUUGGCAUAAACUGAAACUAAGCAGGGUAUAUUUUUUAGAAAGCAGGAGUCCUUGUCUUUGGUUUACAUGAAUGGUUGUAUAGAUGGAUUUAGUUUUCCUUCCCAUAGCUUUUGUUAGUACAGGAUUUGGACCCAUUCCUCUGGUGAACCUGCCAAAUAUCAAACGCAAAUUGUGUUUAAUGAGCUUAGAAGAGAAAACUAACAGUAGAGAUGCACAAUAACAGGCUCAGGUUUUUGUACCGAUACAAUCAUACCUUGCUUGUGCGGUUCCUCUGAAACGUGGAUCUGGCUGGUUGUAGAAGGACUCGCUCCGGUUAAAGAUUCUGUAAUAAAACAUUCGAAUGAGA